Messenger RNA from Paramormyrops kingsleyae, 2620 nucleotides. It is a transcript of the gene clrn1, whose product is annotated as clarin 1. NCBI's taxonomy places the organism in Eukaryota, Metazoa, Chordata, Actinopteri, Osteoglossiformes, Mormyridae. Gene Ontology annotation, biological process: sensory perception of sound; equilibrioception. The record is from RefSeq and is a predicted model, not a curated record.
GGCACGUUCACAGCUGCCGGGGAGCAGCGUUCUCACUUGUUCUGCAUGCCACGGUGAAUAUUUGUAGUUCAUAUGGUCGAAUGAAUACGUUUACGGGGAAAAAAAAUAAAUUAUGAUGAAACCUUUCAUUUUUAAAAAGGUCACUUUAAUUCAAAUGCAAUAAAGUGCAUUUAUGCCUAAACGUAUCGAUCUGCAGUUCUCUUUUUUCCACUUCAAUUACGAUCAGCUAAAUUGCGCUAUAGAUCAAAACAUGACAUCUCUUUUCUUCCUAGUAAAGAAACGACCCCGUGUGGCUGUAUUAAACCCAGUGCUCCCAUCUGUCCAAUGAGGCUGGAGUGGCCCACGGCGCGAGGCCUUCAUCACCCUCCAAGAACGCGUCAUCGACGCGCGCUCCCAGAGACAGUACCGAGUUGCUUGGAAACGAAGUCUGCUGCAAGACAAAGUCGUAACUUAAGACGAUGCAUUCAGAUCCGUAACAGCGCUCAUGUAGCUCGUCGGCAAUGAAAGCAUGUCACUUUGGGCAUUAGGCGUAAUGCUCUGAUACUGGCUUUUUAAAAAUGCGGCAAUAUUCCAUGCACUUGGGAUGAAUUGGGAUACUUAAGUGCGGACAAUGGUCCAGUUUUAUAUACACUGUUGAACGACUAGUGUGCAGCCACCUGAAAUCGGACCCAAUAUGCCAAAUCGUCAAAAGAAAUUCAUAUUUUGCGUAGGCGGAGUACUGAGUUUUGCUUGCGUCCUAGUGGUGGCGGCUGCGAUGGGUACUCAGUUCUGGUUGAAAGGGACCGUCCUGUGCAAGACCGGCGCCCAGCUGGUCAACGCGACCGGACCCGAACUGGAGAAGUUCAUGGGGCGGAUCAGCUACGGUCUAUUCCACGGACAGCGGCUGAAGCAGUGCGGUUUGGGAGGGAGACCUCUGCGCUUUUCCUUUUUUCCAGAUCUCAUGGGUGCCAUCCCCAUCGUCCUUCACGGCAGUGUACUGUUCUUCUGCGCUGUCCUCAUAGUCUUCUCAGCGGUGGCCUCAGCGUUCUUCCUGUUCAAUGCCUUCAGCAGACCCUAUGAGACCCUGCAUGGACCCCUGGGCUUGUACCUGUGGAACUUCAUAUCUUACCCAGAAUGCCGUGGGACAGGUGUCUGCAGCAGUCUGGUGAUGACCCUUUUUGCCUCGGAGGUGAGAUUCCAUCGCUUGUCAGAGAAGAUCGCCAACUACAACGAGAGCAGCUUCGUCUAUAAGACACACAGUGAGCAGUUCGAUUACUCUUACUGGCUCAUCCUCUUCACCUUCCUCACCCACCUGCUCAACAUCCUUCUCAUCCGCCUCGCCGGAAUACAGUUCCCCUUCCAGGAAGCUAAAGAGCCCGAUGUGAGCAGUGGAGCCUCAGAUCUUAUGUACUGAGGAUGCGCUGUGACAUUCAUGCCCUGCUUUCAUAUCAUGUGACUGUGUUUGGUACUAAAAGAGCAAAUUUUUACUGUUCUUGAUCAUUACCAUUACUUAUGAAACGAAUCUGUCCUUUGUUAGAGAAAUUGAGGCGAUUUAAACCACAAACCUUAGAAUAAAACAGCCAUUAACCAUUAGGUAGCAAUUUAUGAUACUGACAUUACAAUGGCACUUUAACUGUUGAAGGAACAACAUUAGCAAAAAGCUGUGAGUGUCCUAUGGCUGCUUCCAUUUAACUGCCCAAAAAUCGGUUAACACCAGCAUUCUCAGCAUGAGAGCAGCAGCUGCACAGAAAAGCCCAAACCACUGUGACUGUUUUUUAUGGGUCGUGUCUUUCUGUUAAGUCUUCCUAAAGGCACUCCUGUUUAAACAGCAAUUAGUAGAAAAUCAGGUGGACCACUGAACUAACAGGACAAACUUCUCACAUUUUUUAUGGUCCAUUACUGUAACUGAGAGUGACAGAUGACAUUUUCAUACUGCAUGGAUGGUAGAUUUCAACAGGAUAACAGAAAUGCGUCACGGAAACUUACUAACUGAGUCUGCCGGCUUCGAAGUGUUCAUUUAAUGUGCCAAGUGUUAACUGGUGAAGAGAAUGGAACUAACCAGUUCCUUUACAUUUUCAUUAAAUAUAUUAAGUUUUAAAAGCAAUUUCAGUUGUUCAGGCCCUUUACGGAUCAAGCAGCAAAUCGGUGAGAACCACAAGGUGUAUUACAGACGAAUGGUGUAAGGUAACCAGGGGCCUGUACGACGAAGCGGGGUUACUGGCUUAUCGGGGUAACUUGUCAGAUUUAAGGUAGUCUGGGCAAAAUGUAAGUGAACGAAUAUGAAGUCCAUUUAAACUGGUACCUUAAAUCCAACAAGUUACCCCGAUAAGCCAGUAACCCCGCUUCAUAGUACAGGCCACUGGUUUGGUUACCUAUAUGUUUACCCAACAUCUGUCCUGAAGACUGCAGCUGUACUUAUACUGAUGUGCUUUCAUGAUCUGAGAGGCCCGUGACACUGUCCAGGAUCAGUGGUUGACAGAUGGAAGAAUGGAUGGUUAAAUAAAGAGGUAUCUGUGGUUUUUGUUAUGUGAUAACUAACUCAGCCUGGAAUUUCAUUAACCCAGUCAGAAAGCCACAAUAUUAAUUUCAGCAAUAAACAGUUCAAUGGUUACAUUUUCUCCUGCUUGUUUGUGAACUUCGA